UCAAAAUGAGAAUCAAAAUCAAAACAAGAAUCAAAAUUAAAUCAAAAUCAAAACGAAAAUCAAAAUGAUUUUACAAUUGCAAAUAGAAGUGAAUAUGAAGUGAAAUUUUAUCGGCCUAGCGCUAUCACAGUAUACCAUAAAGCAUUGCGCGCUAUUUCCUGUGCGGAAAGACCGGCAUAUUAGCAUUUUUUGCAUUUUAUACAUUAGGUAUACAAUAUGGCAACUGGUUCAUAUUUUAGAAAUGAUUCUUGGCGAAACGAUACGAAAUUAGAAGAAGGUAUGAAAGACUUCGUACGUCAAGGUAUUCAACGCAAGGAGAUGUUAGACUUUUUGAAACGUGAUUUCCCGCAAUAUGCCUGGAGUAUAGCAACCCUUGAUAGACGCCUUCGACAUUUUAAUAUCAGAUACAUAGACACAAAUAUAUCUAUUGAAAAUGUGCAUGAUGCUGUAUCGAGCGAACUCCGUGGCCCCGGUAAACUCCUUGGCUAUCGUGCGAUGCACAAGAAGAUUAGACAGGAGCAUGGACUGAAUGUGCCAAGAGAUCUCGUCCAUGCCGUGAUGUAUGACCUCGACCCUGAAGGUCUCGAAGCGCGUGCUGUUGGAGCAAAGCGGAGAAAACCCAAAGGAUGUUUCUCGAGCAAAGGACCAAACUGGGUUCAUUCAUUAGACGGACAUGAUAAACUAAUGGGGUACCAGAACAGUACUUUUCCUUUGGCUGUUUAUGGGUGCAUGGACACUUGUAGCAGGAAAUUGCUUUGGCUUCGUGUUUGGACGAGCAACUCCGACCCUAAGCUGAUUGGACGCUGGUAUCUUGAGUACCUUUACGAAACCAGAGUGAUAGCUUCCUACUUAAGAGUGGACAAAGGCACAGAGACUGGCGACAUGGCCACGAUGCAUGCUUUUCUGAGGCGCAACCACGACGACACUACAAAUGCUUGCGACACUGUUCUUUAUGGACCAUCUACGUCCAAUCAGAUUGAAAGGUGGUGGAAGGAAGUACAUGAGAGACUUGAGAAAUACUUCAAAGCACAACUCUCUCAACUGAAGGGUGAAAAUCUUUACGAUCCACACAGUGAAAAGGACAGAAUGAUACUGGCAUUUAUACUCAUUCCAUUGCUACAAAAAGAGCUAAAUACUUUUAAAGAUAGUAUCUGGAACACACACAGAAUCCGCCAACAGAAAGAUACUGAGCUACCAAGUGGUGUCCCUAAUCAUAUAUAUUCAUUUCCAGAGGAAUAUAGUUUAGAGGAGUGUGGUUGGGCUGUUUCUGAAGAUGAGUUGGAGAAGGCAGCUAGCUAUUCCGGUGUCUUGGCAUAUGGUGCAGACUUUUUAGAGGCACCAAUCAGAGAAGAGUGUGAACGUUUAGUCCCUAAUAUUGACGAUAUUCAUUCAGAUGAUUGGACAGAUGCUUAUUUAUAUGUCCGAGAACAUUAUUCCCUUUGAUCAUGGGUUGUUCUGAAAUCGGGCAACCCCCAGAAAGUUAUAACUAUCAAUAUGUGCUUUGCCUUUUUGUCUUGUAAUUUGCGGUCAUCAGAUAUUUUUUUGGUUUGGGAUCAUAGCCCAAUUCAUGGCUUACAGAUAUAUUAUAUAGUUAUAUCAAAUAGGGAAUUGUCUGUGACAGUAAUUUUUAGAUGGUAAUGACCACACAGCAAGGCAGAAAAAUAUUUACUGUUUAUAUAAUAUGUUUAUCCGAAUAUACAAUACACAGUGCAUGA
Molecule: messenger RNA, 1715 nt
Organism: Dendronephthya gigantea
Lineage: Eukaryota; Metazoa; Cnidaria; Anthozoa; Malacalcyonacea; Nephtheidae
Exons: 4
Coding region: 217-1443 (408 amino acids)
Source: RefSeq, a predicted model, not a curated record